AGAGAGAGAGAGAGAGAUGAAAAGAGUUAGACUUCUAGGGUUUGUGGAUCUUUCUGCUGGAUGGCCUUGCCCUUUACAAAAACAGCAAAUAUCAGUGGGAGGGUGCAUGGGGCUCUUCUCAUCUCUACAUAAUACUGUGUUGGAACCACUGAUGAGAGGGUCCCAACAACAGUGAGCUCCAUAGCACUCGUGCUUUGUCUCUCUCCUCCUCUUCACCCUCUGAGUUAAGCUCGCUGCUCUCUAUUGGAUCAUUGCUUUUUACACUUCAAGGAUCCGUGCAGAACUGAAAGAAGUUUCUGCAGGAGGAUUAAAACUUUGAAAACAACCGAUGCUGGUUUCCUUCAUCAUCUGAUGUUUAUGAGACUUUUGCUUUUUUUUUCUGGAAUAAUGCCUUUGUGCUGGAAGAGAAGCUCCUGGUUGCCAGUGGUGUUUGGGACUGCGCUGGUCGUUCUUACUGCUGGUAAUGCUGGACCGAAUCAGGACAGGAGGCAACCUCAGUCAUCCUCGUGCUUUGGAGGCUUUGAUCUCUACUUUGUUUUGGAUAAAUCUGGGAGCGUGCAGCAUCACUGGACUGAAAUCUAUCACUUUGUUGAAAAUUUAGCUCAGAAGUUCAUAAGCCCACAGUUGCGGAUGUCCUUCAUUGUGUUCUCCACUGAGGGACAGAUCUUAAUGAGGCUCACAGAAGACAGGGAACGCAUUCGCAAAGGACUGGAGGAGCUUGAGUUGGUUCGACCAGGAGGAGACACUUUCAUGCAUCUGGGCAUCAUGAGGGCCAGUGAGCAGAUAUACCACGGAAACAUAGAAGGUUAUCGCACUGCCAGUGUUAUCAUAGCUCUGACGGACGGAGAGUUACACGAAGAUCUUUUCUUCUACGCUGAGAGGGAGGCCAACCGCUCCCGAAGUCUGGGUGCCUCGGUUUACUGCGUGGGGGUGAAGGACUUCAAUGAGACACAGCUGGCAAACAUUGCUGAUAGUAAAGACCACGUCUUCCCUGUAAAUGAUGGAUUUGAGGCUCUGCAAGGAGUCAUCGAUUCAAUCCUGAAGAAGUCCUGUAUCGAGAUCCUGGCAGCAGAACCAUCCAGUAUCUGUGCAGGAGAGUCCUUCCAAGUGGUGGUGAGAGGAAGUGGAUUCCUUCACGCCCGAAAUGUUGACAAAGUGCUGUGCAGCUUUCGAAUCAACGACACCCUAACUAAGAUGGUGAAGCCAUUGGUUGUGGAAGAUACAUAUCUACUCUGCCCUGCCCCAGUGCUUGAAGAGGAGGGGAUGGCAGCAAAUCUUUAUGUCAGCAUGAACGAGGGUCUCAGUUUCAUCUCUAGCUCGGUCACAAUUACCACCGUGAGCUGUUCUGAUGGGACCAUCCUGGCCGUAGCUCUGCUCAUCCUGAUGCUGCUCCUGGUCUUGGCUCUCCUCUGGUGGUUCUGGCCUCUGUGCUGCACUGUGAUCAUCCACGAACCACCACCACCGCCAGCUGUGGAGGAUAGUUCGGAUGAUGAGGACUUUGAAGCCCCCAAGAAGAAAUGGCCGACUGUUGAUGCCUCCUACUAUGGAGGAAGAGGCGUAGGGGGGAUCAAAAGGAUGGAGGUUCGCUGGGGUGAGAAAGGCUCCACUGAAGAAGGAGCAAAGCUGGAGAAGGCCAAAAAUGCCAAAGUGAAGAUGCCUGACCAGGAGUAUGUGUCACCACCCCCUCGGGUUCUUAACAAUGGCAUGCAGAAACCGCCGGCGCCACGCAACUGGUACUCACCCAUUAAGAGCAAACUGGAUGCAUUGUGGGUGCUUUUAAGAAAAGGCUACGACCGUGUGUCUGUAAUGAGACCUCAUCCAGGUGACAAGGGCAGAUGCAUGAACUUCACCCGUGUAAAAUCCCCCCCUAGCUACCCACACUUCAACAAUCACCCAUCUCCCAUCUACAACCCGCCUGGCAGGAAUCCACCUCCACCGCAGGGCACCCUACCACCGACUCCCAGCGCGCCGCCCUUCUCCUCGCUGCCUCCAACCCCUCCACCCAUUUCCACCCCUCCCCCUUACACACCACCUCCCAACCGGGCUCUUCCUCCAACCACCUUGCACAUACCCGCCCCACCGGCGCUCUCACCCACGCCUCUGCCCUGCGCUAGCCCAACCGGCUUGCUGCCACCUCUUCCCCAGGGACCCCCUCCUGGACGAGCCCCUCCACCUGCCCGCCCUCCGCCUCGCCCUGGCCUGUAGAAGUCUGGUGGGAGACAGGUGGUGGUCACACAAGACUGAAAAACAUAAUCCAGAGUUCCACCAGCACAUAGCCAUCUUUGAUUGUAACUACGAGUGAGGUGCAACAAGGUGCCAACCUCAGCAGGCUGUAGCCUUUCAGACUUGUGACGAGGAGGAGCGAGAACUUGUUUUCAGCUAUUUGUCUACUUUUGUACACAUCUAGCCCAACAGUGCAAUUGCUUGGAUGCUUGAAUUACAUAGACAUUCCCUAUAAAUGAGAUCACGCAGGCCGGCUCAAAAACAUUUGACUGAAGACUGUAUGAAUUCUGACCGAGCAGAGGAUCAACAGCUUGUACUAACAGCUUUAUACACAGGCCCUAGAGAAGGAGUACAGUUGUCUUCUGAAUGGCCAUGUCACUAAAAUAAAUGCCACUGUAAAGUUCCUGUUUUAUAUAAGAGAAAAGAAAAACACUCAUCCUGCAAAUGUUCCACAUACAGCAGAGUAAGGAUGAUGCAGAGGCAUCUGAAAACAAUCCUUUUUUUAAAUCCUUGAAUGUUUGCAUGCAAAAGUGCUCGAAUCAUCGUUUGUAGUUUUUUAACAUUUGUACUUGUUUUUAUACAUUUGUAAAUACUUUCAUUUUUUACUUUGUACUUGUGUAGACCACACUCUUCAUUUUGGGGAAAGAAAGACAAUCAUCGGUGAUGACGGCAUGGACAGUAAGUGUACUGAAACAGCAAUGCAAUGUAUCUGAACUUCCAGUGUUCAACUCCUGACUCGCAAACUAUUUUCAUCCAACCUAAUGUGAGCCAUGUCUGGCCCGUUUUCUGUGCUCAUUGGUGUAAACAGUAAAUUUGGCUUUACCAGAUGUAUGGCUGGAACUGACCUGACCAAGAUGACUAAUUACAGCUGUAGGUAAGCGCUGCAUAGGAUCUGUCUGUUAAGAUGAGGGUAACUCUGGGAAUCAGGGAAAAGCUUUGCACAUCGUCUUACUCGUCCACCUACGGCUUCAAAAAAAGUUGUACAUUAUUAAUGCAAAUAAGCGUGCUCAGUUAUGUGUGCUGUACAUUGAUGAGUCAGUAAACAAUCUUGUUUUACUUUUUUUUGCAGAAAGUCUUUAAUUCCUCUGAGAAUAAAAUACGAUGGAAGCCAUUUCGUGGAUGUUGAUAUGAAGCUUUUACUCUCAUCACGUCAUGGUUAGCAAUCCCGUCAGUACUGUACAGUAAACACAGACUGGUGUGCGAUUCAUUUAAAAAGCAAGGAAGCAGUUUAGCUACAUAAAAUCUGACUCCGUCUUCUCAUUCUUUUCUUCAGAUGCUAAUUUGAAAAACAUUCUGUUUUACUUCCGGGCAGCAAAAGCAGCCACUGAUCCACAUGUUUACUGUGUAUGCUUUCAUCAAGAGUCUGUAAAGCCUUUAAUGCAUUUAGCUGAAUAUUCCCUCAGGUCACUUUUUAUCCACAGGGCUCCUUUAAACAAUUUUCUGUACCUCCCAAACUAAAUGUACAGCUGUUCUGUUCUCAUUUACCUACUGACAUUACCACUGCGUGAAUGUCUGCAGGCCCUCACUCAUUCCUUGUGACAGAAAAACAGAGAAGAGAAUACUUCAUGUGCAGCAAACUCAUUCAAGAUGUUAAUAUAUUGCAUUAUGUUACAACACGAAUAGGAAAAUAUUUGAAACAAUCUAAUCCUCAGGAAAUAUGCAUGGGCUGCAGAAAUGAAAAAGCCUGUCGAGGGUGAUGACAUCAUGAUGAUCUGGGAAUAACAAAGAGGACAGAAUCAAAUCAGAGGGCAGAUUUUGUAGUAGAAUUUCGGGCAAAUUUUAAACUUUGUUGCUGUUGCUAACCUCUGUUUCUAAAGUAAAUCACAUACCCUCAUUGGCCACUUUGUUAGGUACACCUGUUCAACUGCUCGUUAACACAAAUAUCUAAUCAGGCGUUCACAUAGCAACUCUGUGCAUUUAGGCAUUUAGACAUGGUUAAGACGACCUGGUGUAGCCCAAACAGAGUAUGUGGAAGGGUUGUUGGUGUCAGAUGGGCUCGACUGAAUAACUCAGAAACAAUUGAUCUACUGCGACCUUUCUGCACAGCCACGUCUAAAGUUUACAAGGACUUCAAUCUGGAAAAAAAUAAAAUAAAAAUCAGUCUAAUGUCUUCAAAUGCAAGCAUCGCAUUAGAAUACAAACAGCACAAUGUAAAACUGGGUUCUUGUAAAUCAUUUGGCAGAAAAUGUUUGAUGGUUAUCAAAAGCAGCCAUGAAUUGCCAGACAGUAAACAUGUAAAUGUAACUGAAUAUUCAUUAGAUUUUCAAAAUAAAAUUACCAGCAUUUUAACUGAAGCUUCAGCUUUAAUGUUCACUGCUGCUGGCUCAAACUGACCAACCCUAAUGAAGCAGAUUUGAACAAUUACAUCAUUAGGUUUGUUCAUUUGGUGAUCAAACAUGAUGUUUCUGGUAGUCCACAGUAGUUGGAUUUUAAGUAGCAACUUAAAAAGAUCCAACUGCUGAUAAACAAGGAGACCUAACCUAAAAGAAGAUAAAGAGGACACAGCUGUUUAUUGCACUUUGACUUGGCGCCGUCAGGAAACAUCUAAUAGAUACCGGGUGAACCUGCUGAUUGCUCCCCUGCCCUUAUUAUGCAGAAGAUGCUAAACUUUUAAGAAAAGAUAAACACAAUAUCAAGUCUUGACAAGAUCGUAUAAACGACUACAGUUACAGAAACUCAGGUUUCUGCUUUUGGUUUUUCAGGACGUUUAGGCAUAGAGGGUUCAUGGUUAGAGAUACGCAUUUCCUGUGAUAACACCUAAUUCCUGCCCUUCUAACAAGAGGCCUGCAGCAGAGAAAAUCCGUUCUCCUUACGACACCAAGCUGUCUGCAAUUAAAGUCACAACAGCUGCUAACACUUAUUCAGCCCCACUGAUAAAAGCUGCAGUGACGCUUUGAUUUAUAAGAACUAGCAAAGUCUGGCUCCUACACAGAGGAUGUUACCUGCUUCACACGAUGCUCUUUAUAGAUGAGAAACUGCCCAGGACGCUCCUCAUGCUCGGACAAUGGAGGCUGUUACUGCUGAAAGCCGUGGUUACUUUCCAUAAUUACUCCACAGCUGCGUGUGAGGCCGCCGUUGUGGUUAGUUUCUGCAAUGAAAUCCUUCUGAGAGCUGCACUUGCUUUCACCAGGAACUUGACUCUUUACCUCUCAGUCUUGCUGAAACUGAACACGUUCAUCAGGCAGAAGCUAGCAGGUGUGCUCCUGGCACGUGAAGACUUGGACCAACAUGCAUGCUCAAGCUGCUGCUCCACCUGGCCUCCAUCGCACACCUUGAGCAAUUACAGCUGCCCUCCGAGUGGCUGUGGAGGAAGGAGAUCUGCAGAGCCCUUAAAGCCAAUCAAGGCAGUGCUGCUUGUGCUGCCCGCGCUCUGCCGCUUCUCACUAUCUCUGUGUUUGAUGUCCUUUGCUCUCGUUCAAGUGGCAGUUUCACUCCUGCCUUGUCUGUGGAGCAACCUCAGACGCUGCGUCUCCACUGUGACAGCUCUACGUGAGAGCAUCAGACCGAUAGUGUCCGUCUUCCUGGAGUUUGGCACCAGCGGCGGCGUAUCGUUACUUUGAGCUACCCCUAAAUACCUCCAGUACCUCAACUCUUUGUGCAAUCUAUCACCUGAAAAACUAAACACGUUAUUUUAAUGACAAGUCCAAAUGUGCCUGAAUUUCUACAGCGUAUUUAUUGGAAUAAAAAUCGUACAGACACCUUUUGUUAUCACUGUCAGUAUUUUAGGUCACGUAAAUCCACAAGCGCACAAAUCCUCAAUCCAAUAACUCCCAGACACUUUUAAAAGAUACGUACGUGACACUUUAUUGCAUCAGUUCCACUAAUAAAUAGUACUCCCACUCCCUCUGUAACCCAACAGAUGGUGCUAGGAUCCAGUGCAGCAUCCUUGAUCAAUACAUCCAGACAGUAAAUCAAAAAGUGUUUCGAGUGUGGGUUACAAAAGUACCUGUAACAACAUUUCACUGGCUCAGAAAAGGCUCAAGGGGGGAAAAUGAAGUCCAAGUUAAGGCUUGAUUGUAAAUGCAAGAUAAAUAUCUUUAAACUUAAAGAAUGCAGGCUUAAAAAAAGCUGCUCCUAUUCUUUCUCUACUGCAUAACUGUGUGUGUGGGUCUGUGUGUGUGGGUCUGUGUGGGUGUGUGUGUGUGCGCAAUGUCACUUUUUUUCUUGGCUUCUGAAUUUAAAAGACACCUGGGAUCACAGACACACAGCUUGGCAUUUGGCUUCUGACCAAAGUCAACGUCUACAGUAUGACAUGCUGCCAAGCGACUGUGUGUAUACGUGCCCUCAGGGCCUCAGAAUAACUUCAUAGCAUACGAUCUGCAAAAUCAGUUCAUGUUUGGCUACAAAAGCAACAGUGAAACCGAAAAAAAGAGAUUUGGUUUAUGAUUGCCAAAGCCACCAGAGACAGAUUUUUGGUUUGACAUUUCAGAUGACAGUAACAUUAACAUUUUAAAUGAAAGAGUAACUUCAAUAAUAUAAAAUUCCUUCCAAAAAACCAAUUAACAAACAAAUGUAACAAGAGGAGGAAAAAAAAGAAAGAAGAAAAGCUACAAAUGGUCCCAAGAUUGCAAAAUGACGGUGGCAAGGUGUGGGCUGGCGACUGCCUCUACUUCAGGUUCGCAACUUUAUCUCAAUUGCAUUACUUCAGUUUAUUGAUUAAAAGAAACCUUUAUGCGAAAAGUCCCACACGAGAAUGAAACGCUAAACUGCACCCAGAGAGCGUUUACAGUAACAGGAUCGUGUCGAGAAAAAUAGGAAAGAGUGAACGAGCGACGUCUCAGACUCUGGUGUAGGUGGUUCCUCUCAUUAACUGAGUGGACCAAAACCAGAGUUUAAAAAACCGAAUUCCUGGGCUUACACACAGCAACAUUAGAAGAUUUAUGACAGUAUUCACAAACUUUUUCUGAUCGGACAUUUGAUGCUGCUCUUUGCUGCGUGUCCUCAGAAGAAAAUCCAAGAGGGGAAAGUGUAUCAAAACCACACUGCAAUUAUGAAGAAGCGAUGACCUGUGGCUUGGAAUGAUUCAAGACUGUGGUUUACUUCAACAGUGGAGUAAAGACACUUUGAAUGAUUAGCUGCCAAGGAAAAAAAAAUCCCAACUAAACUACAAAUCAUUGCACUAAAAGAGAAAAUGAGCCAGUGAGGUCUUUAAAGCGUAAACUACUGUCAGCUUUAACAUCAGCUUCCAGAGAGCCCAAUCAGCAACAGAUAAACAUGGAAGGCAUGCCCAUAAAUGGCCAGCGAAGGUUGAUACAGGUUCACCCCCGAAAAAGUGAUAUGCACGUUAUACGUCAUUCCCAACCCAUUCCUUGCCACCGGCAACAACAACAACAAAAAAAAAACAAAUGUUAUCAAAGCUUUCUGAUAAAAGAAACAAUGCAACACUGUGAUAAUACACAACAGUGAGAUACAAGAGCGAUUACUGAAAGACUGCAU
Molecule: messenger RNA, 7659 nt
Organism: Haplochromis burtoni (Burton's mouthbrooder)
Lineage: Eukaryota; Metazoa; Chordata; Actinopteri; Cichliformes; Cichlidae
Gene: antxr1a
Product: ANTXR cell adhesion molecule 1a
Exons: 17
Coding region: 352-2205 (617 amino acids)
Cellular component (GO): membrane
Molecular function (GO): signaling receptor activity
Source: RefSeq, a predicted model, not a curated record